This is a messenger RNA of Triticum urartu, 4645 nucleotides long. Lineage: Eukaryota; Viridiplantae; Streptophyta; Magnoliopsida; Poales; Poaceae. The record is from RefSeq and is a predicted model, not a curated record.
GAGCAUGUUAAAGUCAAAGCAGUAAGCACAUGGUUUCCCCGGAAAAAAAGCAGAUCGUUCUGCCACCUAGGUCUUAACUGAACUGAAAUGUGACUUCAUGUAGCAAGGAUGUGAAACUGUUUACUGUGUUUUGCUUUUUUUAACAUAUGGAUCCUAUCGAACUCCGGGGUCGCGGGCUGCUCAUUUGUCGGCUUAAGAUUUAUCCAGUUGGUCAAGCAUCGUUUUAUGCAUCUAGCUUCUGGGAAAUUAUGCACGGUUGAUAGGAAUAGUUGACCCAGAUUGCAGAGGAACUGCCAGUGGGCCCAAGGAUCUCAGUUUGGCAUAAAGUGGUUGAAAGUAUCUUGUAAUCAGUGGUACAGCACUGCCCAUUGACCUCGACUUCCUACCAGAAAAUUGGUAGCAUACGGACUACCGAGCUUCCCCCUUCCUUCUCCAAUAACAGAAAGGAAGACCAGCAUUUCCAUGGCCGAACCCGUGCUUGCUUCUUUGAUCCAUGUCUUAGGCUCCCUGCUUAGUAGCAGAGCAACCGACCAUGGCCGGCGCCUCUGGUCCGUAAGUCGUGAUGUCGGAUGGCUCCGUGAUGAGCUCCACAUCAUGCAGCUCUUCCUUCACGAGAUGGAGGUUUGCAGCAUUGAGGGCGGCGUCGCCAGAGAAGCAUGGAUUGACCAGAUGAGGGACAUCAUGUCCGACUCAGAGGACACCAUCGACAUCUUCGACGCCAGCCAAGUACAAGGCUGCUGUGUUCUUGGUAAGCUGAGAUCGAGGCAUGACGUCGGGGCUCGGAUCAGUCGUAUCCGGGCUCAGCUGAGUGACAUCUCCCGUCGCCGACUGGAGUAUGCAGUUGAAAGACCUAGAGAAUCAAGUGAUAAGUGGAUCCAUGGUCUUUUAGCCUCAUCUCCGAUGGUUCAUGACAUAGAUGUUGUAGGCCUGGAUAAAUAUCUGGAUGUGUUGCUUCGGCAUAUCUUGGAUGGAGGCUCAGAGUCGGAGCUAAGUGUCAUAUCCUUGGUUGGCAUGGGAGGUGUUGGGAAGACCACACUUGCCAAGAAGGUGUACACCAACCCGGACGUGAAGAAGCAUUUCGAAUGCUGCGCGUGGAUCUAUGUGUCGAAAACGAUGGAGCUGCACUCUGUCCUCUGUGAGAUGGCCAACGGGCUGAUGAAGAUCCCCUCUGCAGAGGCGAGCUCCCUCUGCGAGAAGCAGCUCCUAGAAUUGCUCUUGAGUGGCCUUGGCUGUAAAAAGUUUCUGCUUGUGUUUGAUGAUGUCUGGGACAGAGGGUUGUGGGAUAUCAUCAAGCUAGUACUGCCCAGAAAAUGCAGCGGGAGCCGAGUGCUUGUGACAACUCGUAAUGCCGCCGUGGCUGGCUCAGUUGAAGGCGUAAAGAGCACUGUGCAGCAGCUUCAGCCAUUGCCAUUUGAAGAUUCCUGGAAUUUGUUUUGCAAAAAGGCAUUCUUGCAGGAUGGAAUAUGCCCGGACGCUCUAAAGGAAACUGCCGAGGACAUUGUGAAGAAGUGUGUUGGUUUGCCUCUUGCUAUUGUUGCUGCAGGGAGUAUGAUGUCCGGGAAAGAACAAACAGAUACUAAAUGGAAAAGUGUCCUGGCAAGCAUUCAGAAGGAUCUAAGCAAUGGUCAAAUGGGAAUCCAGCGGACACUGCUCUCAAGUUAUAGGGACCUCCCACAGCCUUUGAAGCCAUGUUUUAUGCUGCUCUCUGUAAUCCCAUAUGAGUCACAGAUCUCCCGAAAGAAAUUAGUUCGGUUAUGGAUUGCCGAAGGGUUUGUGAAAGAAAAGGCUGAUGAGACACUUGAAAUGACUGCAGAGAAGUACCUCAUGGAGCUGAUCAACAAAAGCAUGGUAGAAGUGGCAACAGCAAGCAUCAGUGGGAGAGUAAAAGCAUGCAGAGUUCAUGAUCUUCUUCACGAUCUUGCCAUUUGGCUGUCUGAAAAUGAGAAAUUUUCCAUCAUCUGCGCUGAUAAAGGCCCAAGUGUUAGUGAUCGGCGCGUAUCAAUGCAAAUGCCUCAUGUAUCAUUCAGCAAUGAACACAAGAAAAGAUUGCGAUCUGUUUUCAUGUUCAACAACAGUGCACCAACUGCAAUUAAAUGCAAUGUUAUUUCAAGGAGCUUUGGUCUGGUAAGAAUUCUGGAUUUUGAAGAUGGUAACAUGCUAGAACUUCCAAAAGAGAUCGGAGGCUUAGUUCACUUGAGGUACCUUGGACUAAGGGGAACGAAGUUGAAGAAGCUCCCAAGAACAAUGAACAAGCUCUAUCACUUGCAAACUCUUGAUAUCAGGAAGACUCAGAUAAAGAGAAUCACAUUUCAAAUCAAAUGUUUAAGAAAUCUACGACAUCUAGAGAUGAAACAAGAUGACCAAUGCAUCCAGAUCCCGAUAGGAUUUAAUCAGCUUGACAAACUCCAGAUAUUAACUGGGUUGCAAGCAAGCACAGCCGUGGUUUGUGAGAUUGCAAGCCUUACCCAGCUGAAGAAGCUUUCGAUAGAGGAUUUAAAAAAUGAAGAUGCCAAAGAGCUAUGCUCUUCUGUGAACAAUAUGAAGGAACUAUCAUACCUAUCCAUCUUCCCUAGCGAUGGCACCAGGCCACUUGAUCUUGCAAUGUUGGAACCUUCUUCAUGUCUACAGAAGCUGCAUCUAGCUGGAUCUUUGCAGACAUUGCCAAAUUGGUUUGCUCAACUACACAACCUUACAAAGCUGCGCUUGAGCUUCUCAGAGCUGGAAGAUGACCCGCUUUCAGUUCUUGUUCGAUUGCCGAAUCUGCUGUUCCUCCAGCUGAACAAUGCAUACAAGGGGAAAGUAAUGAGAUGCUGCCGUUCCGGUUUUCUAAAGCUGAAAAUCUUCAUCAUAACUGAACUUGAGGAACUGGAGCGGUGGGAUGUUGUUGAUGGAGCAAUGCCAUGUGUUCAAGAAGUGUGGAUCAUGUCAUGUGCAAAGUUGGCAGCUAUUCCUGCUGGGUUCCAGUCACUUGCUACAUUGCAGAGGUUGAGAUUGGUGGGCAUGUCAAGCUCCUUUCUUGGUAAAUUGGGGGAUGAAGGUGAUGAUUUUAUAAGGGUCAGACAUAUUCCAUCUAUCCAGAUCAUUCAACAGUUUGGGCAGCCCUAAAAUUGUCCUGCAAAUAGGUUUCCUACCACGAGCUGACAAGAUUUGAAGAUGAUGAUAUCUUAAGAGUUUUUUUUCCCUUUUGUGUGUGUGUGUGUGUGUCGCCAUGACAGUGACAGCAUGGUUCUUUUCCGUGUGCCAUGCUUCGCUUCCAAUGAUCAGCAGAGCCUCCACUGCCUCGCUGCUCCCUCUACCGGUUCCAAACUAGGUGUACAUUUUAGAUGAAAGGUGCCCAUAUGUUUAAUCUUUAAGGCCCAAUGUACCAUAAAGAAGCUCCUUUGAGUAUGUUAGCAGUCAGUAGAAUUGCUUGCUGUAUAUUGUAAUUAUGAGAUAUUAGAAGGUUUUUAUAUUCAGGCAAACUGGAUUGCACAACAAUAUUUAGACAGAUACUGAUAUAGCAUCAAGAAAAGUACACGCUUUAUUCCGAAACUCGUGUAAAUUAUGCAUAACAAAUGGCAGAGAAUUCUAUCUUCUGCAGUAGUUAUACAUUACUAGUACCUCAUGUUCCUCUUGAGAAAUGAUUCUUCAGUGAAGCAGCAAAGUAUAGGUGUGUUUGAUAUACUCAUCCAAAGCUGAUCAAUUAAUGCAGCAGAAGAGCAAUUCGUUUAUGGUUAGUAGAUUAUCCAUAUCAUCUAGCUUUCUCUUUUAGCAACCCAACUAGGUAUUGUGCCGUGCUUCUUCCAAAAGUUUUUGCAGUCCUCUAAUAACUUCAGGUGUGUUAGCACAAGAGAUGGUAUAUAUAGAGAGAAGCAUUUUAGCUCCCUGUCCAAAAUUGUUUUCAAUUUUUUUAGAAGUCAAAUUUCAAAGCUUCAGAAAUAAAAAACACACAUACAUCUAGAUGUGAUAUAGAUAUACCAUAUAUGCACAAUUUUGUUCAAAAUAUGUUCAUUUGUGGGCAGCACAAAAACAAAACAAACAUGUGGAUCUAUAGCAGUGACAGUACAUCUAUACAGAUCCACAUAUUUGUCUUUUUCAUGUAGCCCUCAACUAAACAUAUUUAUUUAUAAAAGUCUACAGGUAUGUAGUGUAUAUGUACUCGUGGGACGAAAACUCGGAUUUCCUUUUCGAAACAUUAAAAAUGUGGUUUUCGAUUUAAGAAAGAAAAACAGGCUCCAAGAAGCUCAUUUAGUGAUUUUUUUUUGCCUCGUUUAGUGAUAUUCGGGAUAGUAUGUGCCUGCAAUGAAAAGACUGUCAAGUGAGUGUGACAAAUGCCCUGCUCACUAGCUGCUUUCACAGUUACCAUAACCGGAUAACCCGCAUCCCUCUAAUUUUCGUUUAAAGCUAACAUGAUCCGCAGCAGGAGUACAAAAAACAUGAUAAUAUAUGGAACAGCAGUAAUCGCCUAGUUGUGAUCAGACGGCAGUAUUAUGUCUAUCAUAAAUUGCCAACAGACGAUUCUCUUUCUGAACAUUGUACUAGAUUCGAAUCACGUUUCUGAAGUCAUGCGCAUGGUCAUCGAUUGCAUCCUCUAACAGCAUAGGGCCGGGCGGCUAGGGUUAACUACCUUUUGCCCCAUCUGUGCAAACUAUACAAAUUUGUGCAA